Molecule: messenger RNA, 1587 nt
Organism: Nymphaea colorata (pocket water lily)
Lineage: Eukaryota; Viridiplantae; Streptophyta; Magnoliopsida; Nymphaeales; Nymphaeaceae
Exons: 4
Coding region: 253-1242 (329 amino acids)
Molecular function (GO): 2-oxoglutarate-dependent dioxygenase activity
Source: RefSeq, a predicted model, not a curated record
UGAUGGUUGUUUCAGGUUAAGAUCUCCAAAUGAAAUCAUAAGGAUGGAUUAAAAGGAUACAACCAAACCCGGUGAUCAUUAGAUGCAUAUACACAAUUUUAAAGCACGUUUCACGGUUAGUUUACAUGUUCAUGGGAGAAACUCACAGCAAGUGUAUCCGGCACGUUCAGUAUUCGUCAACCAGCUAAUCAACCACGGUGAAUCCACUAAUGUCGCCAAAACAGUAGGCGCAGCAAGAGUUUCUAGCGCGUGAUGGAAGAGGAAGAGGCGCUCCGUGGGCUGUGGGAGGAGGUGAGGGAGGUGAGCUUGGGGACAACGCCGGCGGUGGAACGCCUGCAGUGCCCGCCCUACCCACUCGACUUCCUCCGCCACUUCGUCUCCCCUAACAGACCCUGCAUCAUCUCCAACGCCAUCUCACACUGGCCGGCCCUCUCCCACAACCGCUGGACCAACGACUACCUCUCCAACGCCCUCCGCCACUCCACCGUCUCCCUCCACCUCACUCCCAGUGGCCGCGCCGAUGCCCUCGCCCCCAUAUCCUCUUCCUCCUCGGACCUCUGCUUUGCCUCCUCGCAUGUUGAGCGCAUGCUCUUUCCGGACGCCCUCAGCCAUGUAAUAGCCAGCAGCAAUGGCGGCGGUUUGGUGGCCUACGCGCAGGAGCAGAACAAUUGCUUUAUUUCCGAGUAUUCUCCCCUCGUCACCGACGUUGAGACCCACAUCCCCUGGGCGACGGAAGCUCUUGGUUGCCUCCCUGAAGCCGUUAACCUCUGGAUCGGCAACCAUCUCUCUCACACCUCCUUCCACAAGGACCACUAUGAGAAUCUCUAUGCCGUCCUCUCCGGCGAGAAGCACUUCCUCCUCCUCCCACCCACUGACGUCCAUAGGAUGUACAUCAGAGACUACCCAUCUGCUCGCUACCACUACUCUAAGGAGAGCGGAGAGUUCACGCUGAAGCUGGAUGAACCGUUGAGGUAUGUGCCCUGGUGUAGCGUGGAUCCUUACCCAACAACAGAUUGCCUGAGGCAGGAGCAGAUCUCAUUGUACCCACGAUACUACAACGGGCCUGAACCAUUUUCUUGCACUGUGAAAGCUGGGGAGGUUCUUUAUCUUCCAAGCAUGUGGUUCCAUCAUGUAAGACAGACCCCCGAUUCAGAGGGACGGACAAUUGCUAUCAAUUACUGGUACGAUAUGCAGUUUGAUAUCAAGUAUGCAUACUUCAACUUUUUGCAAUCAAUUGGGUGAUAAACGAAUCUUGAGAAUAUCUGCCACGCUGCUUCACAGAGAGAUUUUGUCAAAAGAGCAACUGUCAUAGCAGCAGACAUUAAAUUAGUUGUGCCAUGACAAGAACGAAGACCUGCAAACGCAUGAUUUGCAACGAGAGUUCCUAAUCGUGUCCGGGAGUUCCUAAUCAUGCCCGAGAGUUCCUACAAUCAGCGAAGUGGUUUUUCGUAGCUAAGUCAGCCUCGUGGUUAUUCGAGGCUGCCACAGGCGAGUCGUGGAAACAGAUGAGUCCUGCAAUUUUGAUUAUUAUUUUUUUAGCUCUUGUACUUUGGAGAGGAUAAAAAUGGGAAUUAUGAGGAUUUUUUA